AUGCGUAUCCUUUCGCUAGCUGCCCUGGGGUUGGUGUGCAUCGUCGCAUUUGUCGGUGCCAUCGGAACGGAGGUUAAGGAUGAGACCCAACGCAACACCGCCUUGUCGGCCAACAUGAACAACUACAUCGAUGUGGUAAUGAUCCAGGUUGGUCCGUGGAUGAACACGCACCUGGUUCCCAUGGCACUGCCCGAUGUGGUAGAGGGCUUCGAGCACCGCCCGAUCCUGAUUACCUACCACGGUGAGCUGGCCCUGACGAACGGAGUUUUCCACACGAUCCACAGCGUGGGUCGCAAUGGUAACGCGAUGAUGCACUACGACCGUCAGUUGCUGCGCGUUUCGCUUGGAGCCAACAUCCGUCAGCUGGGCUUCACCUACGACUAUUCCGCCCACAUUAUGGACCUCGGACCGACCGGUUUCGUCGACGUCGACGUCGCUACGAUGACGUUCAACAUCGAGCUCAUCAUCGACAUGACGGAUUUCUACAUCUGGAUGCAGGACUUCCGCCUCACCAACAUGGGCAACUUAAGCAUUCGUUUCCGUGGUAAUGCCCUGGUGGACUGGCUGGCUAACAUUUUCGUGAGCGUCGUUACGUCCGUUUUCCGCAACACGAUCACCAACGUGGUGUCAAACGGAGUGCACGACUUCCUUCAGGCCACCAUCGACGACAUGAACUCGCGACUGCGUGGACGCGCUAUUACCGAGCAGGAAGCAGCUGUGCUGAUUGAAAAUCUGAAGAAAAUGCUCACUCACUAG
Molecule: messenger RNA, 756 nt
Organism: Anopheles nili
Lineage: Eukaryota; Metazoa; Arthropoda; Insecta; Diptera; Culicidae
Product: mite allergen Der f 7-like
Exons: 5
Coding region: 1-756 (251 amino acids)
Molecular function (GO): lipid binding
Source: RefSeq, a predicted model, not a curated record